AUCUAGCAAGAACUUCAAUUCUGAAGACCCCCUCCCCCAGGGUAUUUAGCGCCCGCCUAAGGCCCCCAGAUGUGCCUCCAAUUGCAUCUGCAUCCAACAGUGUUGGUGGACCCACCACCCAUAUGGUCGCAGUUGCCGCAAGGGUCUUUGGUUCGUCGUCACAAUUCCCUUACUUUUUUGCAAGUACCCGAGUCGAGAGCAGAAGAAUUUUUUUUAAUAAUAUUUUCUUCCUUCCCUUCGAAAUUCUCUUUCAUUCCUUACUAGUACUCUGUAUACGAGGUUCACAUUGAUUUCGUGCCUCGUUCCCCUUUCGUUAUUUUGUCAAAUAUGGCCUCAACCCCCGAACCCGUCACCAUAGACCGCACUUACUUCGAGACCCUUGUGCGUAGGGCCAAUUUUAAUAAUGGCGAUUACGAAGCUUUCGUCGACGCUUUGGCAGAGCAGAAUCUGAUGGUUGUGCAAAAUACGGAAUACGAGCAACUCAUGUUCAUUGCACACCAAUUCGCAACUCUCCGAUCCAACCUGAUUGCGGGCGGUAUUGAUGAAAACACUAUUUCACUCUUGAGCCAGGAGGAAGCAAAACUGCGAAAUCAGGAAGUGACCAGUCAGUCGACCGAUUUGCUUACCUACCAACAUGAUGACCACACUGGACAAGUCUCUGGCGGGAUUCAGAAAACCAAGACUGACUGGAACCCAGAGGCUUGCUUCAGUCCUGCCAAGGGUGCUCAACAGCAUGAGUACCAGUACUAUAGAGGUUGUGAUGGGAAGCCCUAUGACAACCCUCCAGUGUGGGAUGGUGUGAAAGGGGACGAAUGUUCUGCUGAGUAUUCUCCUGACGUUCAAACUACGGAAAUACAACAGGAUAGCGCUUUCAACAAUUUUGGUCACACUCAGCCUUUCGAUCAACCCCGCUAUCCUCGCAUGUGUAAGCGAACGAUCGUACUCGCCGGAAUUGCAGACAACACUUCGCACGAGGAUAUCACCAAGGUCGUCCGAGGUGGGUUACUGUUGGAGGUAUAUAUCAGAACGGCGGAACAUUCAGCCCACGUCUCGUUCCUGCGUGGAGAAGACGCCGUGCGCUUCUAUGAUCACUCACGAAAGAAUGACUUGUACAUCAACCAUAAGCGUGUUUUCAUCAAGUGGGCGGAUCGACACUUUCACCUUGCAGGCCACGUUGCCGGGAAAAUCGUCCGCGGAGCCACACGAAAUAUGAUUAUUCGACGAUGUGAUCCCAACAAUACCGAGGACAGCAUUCGCGAUGAUCUUGAACACAUCCACAAUCUGGUAGUGGUCAAGGUCGAGUUUUCUGGUGGUAGCUGCUACAUCAAGACCAAUUCUGUGCACAACGCGAUAUUCGCGCGCACAUGUAUGAUGAGCCAAAUCAAAUACAAGGGCUCCAAGAUCGAGUGGGAUACGGAUGAAUGCGAGCAGCCCCUUGAGACAGUUCCGCGACAAUCACAUCCUAAGCCCCAGCAAGAGCUCCCCAAGAAGCCGAUCGUUAAGACACGCAACCGCUUCGCCACAUUACGACUAGAUGAUGACGAUAACGCCGAGACAGACGAUAUAUUCGACAGCUCGGCCGAGUUUGACAUGCCCAGCACUGUUGAUGUCACCGCAUAGUGACGGCUCUCCGAGGACAGCAACCUGGAUAUCCAUCUAUGCAUACGCUCCGACAAAGACCUGGCUGCGCCUAGUUUUGUGUUAAUCUGCAUAGUAUCGGUCAUAAAUUUUCAGGCUCUGAUUUUGACCGGUCCCUCCAGUGGCGAGCAAGGUGUUGCUGGUGGAGAGAAUCGGGUUCACCUGAAUGAUGGACCUUGGAUGAUCAACGGUGAACCUCACACGAUAUACGAGAGACUGCAGUGGCGCGAGGGAGCCGACUACAUAGAUAUCCAGGGCUACCGGGACAGAAGUUGCAUGUGUGGUUGUUUCACUUUGAGGUUCCUGUUUCUAAACAUGUUUAUAGAAAUAAAAGUGUUGAUACACAGCAAUUUCUGUUGAAUGUAUUUCCAAGACUGCGUAGCAAGAUUGAGUACCUAGUCUUUACUUGUUAUGUUGUUUUGGUUUCUAGCACUGCCU
Messenger RNA from Truncatella angustata, 2076 nucleotides. RefSeq lists its product as uncharacterized. The transcript is spliced from 6 exons. Gene Ontology annotation, molecular function: nucleic acid binding. Bases 328 to 1620 code for a protein of 430 amino acids. The record is from RefSeq and is a predicted model, not a curated record. Lineage: Eukaryota; Fungi; Ascomycota; Sordariomycetes; Amphisphaeriales; Sporocadaceae.